AUGUCGUCCACUGAGGCCUCCUGGGCUAUAAAGGAGCAAGACAGAGAGAGAAUCAGUAAGGGAGAGAAUAAGGCAGAGGAACUGAAGCAGAACAAGAGAGGGAAGACAGGCAGUGUGACCAGAGAAGCUCCACUGGGAAUCUCCCUCAUGCUGCUGCACACUGCAGCAGCCACCUUCAUGAAUAACAAAGUAACUGCAGACAUCUUUAACAUGCCAGUAGCCACAGUCUGCAGGACCGUCCACAACGUUGUAGAGGAAAUGAUGACCAUCCUCCACAGAGCUAGUCAUUUCCCCAAACCAGAGGAGAUGGAGGAGCCUUUAACGUUAUCACCGGGGCUGUCUGCUACCGCUAUCUCUGACACAGCCCUACACAGCAAAGACAGAAAACAUGGUGUCCUGGAUAAUUUCGAGAAGCGUUGUGUGAGAUGGAUGAUGUACUGGAUUGUGUUUGCCCUCUACACUGUGCUGGAGACCAUCACCGACCUAACAUUGGCAUGGUUUCCUCUGUACUACGAGCUGAAGAUAGCCAUUGUGAUCUGGCUGCUGUCCCCCUAUACCCGAGGAGCAAGUCUCAUUUACAGGAAGUGUCUGCACCCUCUGCUGUCCUCCAGAGAGAGGGAAAUAGACGAGUAUAUUGUUCAGGCCAAAGAGAAGAGCUAUGAAACGAUGGUCAAUUUUGGCAAGCAGGGACUGAGCAUCGCAGCCACGGCCGCUGUCACUGCAGCUGUCAAGGGUCAGGGUGCUAUCACGGAGAAGCUGCGUAGCCUGAGUAUGCACGACCUAACACAGAUAGGCCAGCAGGAUGACAGUGGAGGGAACCAGCUCCUCCAGUACAGCUCCCACUCAGCCAACCCCGCCGUCAGAAGAUCUCAGAGCACUGAUGCUGCUGGCGAAACUGAGUACUUUUAUGACCAGGAGGAGAGGACAGAUGAAGAGAAUGAACCAACUUUCUCUGAAGACGAGGCUGUUAGUCAGAAAGGACUGAGACGAUCGCAGAGUGUCAAGAUCUCACGAACCAGAGUCCGCAAAGAUGCUCGUUAUGGAUCCCUGAAGAUUAAAGGCAAGAAGAGACCAGCGCUGAACUCUGUCAACUACGGAAUGUGACGAGACUACUGCUGAUGCACACACACACGCGCACACACAGCAGAGCUGUCUGCUGAUUGGUGGAUGGUAUUGUCAGCCUAUAUUCCAGCUCUUCUCAGUCUGACUUUUCACUCUGCUGAACUCGUAUCUCUUUGAUGAUGAGCUUUCUUUUCACAUAUUUAUUACCUAAUUCAUCCAAAACCAGUGACUCUCAGAGAACUUUAACACUUUUAUUUGGGUUGAUGGCAACAUCAUGUUUUUUGCAUAGACUAUGUGUUUCAUCUGUUCAUUGUAGUUUAAUUGUAGUUUUUAGGUGUGAUGUUAUAUAUGUGUAGUCUUUUAGAUUUUAAGUUCAUCAGUUCGUUUGAGUCUUUUGUUUAAUUUCAUGCAAGCUUUGUGGUACCACAAUCUAAUAAGGUAUUCUUUAUAAAGAGUCAUAAAAUUUAACUAAUUGCUUAACAAAUAGUUAAAUAACUUACUAAUGCUUUAUAGUGCAGCUAUAAGCCAUUAGGAACAACAACUUUGGAUUACUGUGUUGUUAAUUUGUCUGGGAAACUAAAUGGCAUCUGGACCAAAAUAGGUUUAAGUGGGUCACAACUUAUCAACACUUGAUAGAUUAACAGAGAGUGAGGCGCAACACAAACGUGUUGGCAAACAGCUGCUUAUUUACACGUCCAGCUGACACAAAAUAUAGGUCCAAUAUUCACUUUCCUUUUAGCUCAUAUAACAAGUAGUUCUGUUGUUUUAAAGCACAAUUAUGCAAUUUUUGACAGAAGAAAUAACACAUUCUUCCUGUUACAAAUGAAAUCAAAUUACUAUCUGUAACGUGAAAGGUGUCUCAGUGACAAACUGCAGGUCCUCAGAUCCACAGAGCUUUUUUGCAUCUUGUAGCUCGUUGUUGUUUGACGGCCUGUAACUUUACCAUGUUGUUAACUGCUCUCAUAGAGCCGUCUCCAGCCACAGCAGACAUCUAUAUUAGGAGAAAGAGUUCUAACUGUAAACUACCUGCUCAGCACCAAAUAGCAGACAGUUAGCAACUAGCUGGGGAGGACAGUGGGAUAUUGAAUAUAAAACUUUAUAUACUCACUAACAUUUUAAACUGCAAACACAAUACCUGGACAAAGAGAUUUUUAACAAUCCAGCAAUCCAAAUCUGUUUCAUAUUAAUGGCUUGUAAGUGGCCUAGAAAUCUUUUAUUACCCAUUUAGGAAGCACUGUGUUUCAGUUUACAUACCUUUUUAUGAAGAAUACCUUAUUGAAACAUGGUGCCAGUUUUGCUUCUGCUGCCUUUCAGGUAUUUUAUCAAUGAGGAACGUGUUCCUAGUUGAACCUCUGACACUAGUGUUGGAGUCCAUUAACUUCUGUAUGGCUCAGUGUACUAACGCAGAUGACUUUUACACAGAGGGACACGUGUUGGUUCAGACAGAUGCAACAUUCCCUGUCUCAGUGGAGAUGAUACGAGAGCCCUGAGUGUCUGCAGGAUGCCAGCACUUCUAACAUGUACAUUUGAGCUUUAGGAGGGGGCGGGGUUGAAUGAAUCAGAGGUGGGACUGAGUCUGAGCACCAGCAGAUGAUCCUGGAUGAUGGAGAACUCCAAACUAAAUGAAUGAAACAAAGUGAUUUCCGGGUUCUGUGUGAGAAUUUCAGCCUUAAUAAAGGCCUAUAACUCCCACUCACUAUUAAUUGUGAUUUCGUAUUUUUAUAUGACUGUGUCUGAUCACAGCUCUGGUUGUAAAUUUCUAGUGGUAUUACUUAGCUUUUUAAAUGUUAUUUUGUGUGUGUGUGUGUGUGUUUUGGAUCAAAAUGGUAACCACCCGCACGUUUUGCACAUAUACCUCCUCCCAAACAUUUUUAUCAAUGCUGUUGUUGCUUGUCAUCUCAUUUUAUAAUGUACUUGUGUGGGAGGAUGCAGCACACAGCAAAUGCUAAUUUGACAUUUUAAAGUUUGGCUUGUUUUUGUCCUCUGGUACUGCAGUCAGUGCUAUACUGCUACCAAGCUGUAGAAGGUUUAGCAGAGAUGGAACAGUCCCUUAAAUACAGUAGUUUCUGUGUCUGUGAGGUUCUGUGUGACUGCGUGGAAUAUACAUGCCAACUACACACACCAACUGCACAUGUGUGGACAUGUCCGUCUAAGCACACACCCAAGUAGUAUAAACAGAAGAGCCUGUCCAUCCUGCUGUCCAUGGCUCUUUUUCAAUACAGGUGGGAUACUAGUGCUGAGUUGUAAGCAAGUAAAUCAGGCAGAGCCAGGUCCAUGGAAAAUCCACAAUAGUGUAGUCUAGACAUCUGCCCAUGUUUGCAAGACUACAGGGAUGUCUUGCAUCUUCUCCUUCACCUAUGUGGACACUCUGUAUUAACAGGCCACAUGUCUGUUUUUGAGUACUUAAGGCCUUAAGUUUUUCCUUUUGUUUAUCGCUCAUAUAAAUGAGUCUAGGGCAGCCUCUGAACCCCUCCUCCCCCCAUAGAUACAGUAUUAAUCAAUACCCUCUUAAAGAGACCCUAUGGGGUGGCGUGGUGUGUUUACCAGAGGGCCAAACAGGCUCAUGGGCAGGAAGGCGUACCCUGUUUAGCCUUUGCUGAGGUGCGAUAACACGCCAAACUUUCUCAUGUCAUGAGGUCCUUUUAAUGCUCAUAACUGACUAAUGAUACCAAAGCUGCAUGUACUCACCCGGAGCUGUGUGGUCAGGGUUUUUGAUCUGUGUGGGCAAAAUGUCUGGUGUGUGAAUUGCUGGAUUGUAAUUGCAAUACAAUAAAGGCUGUCCGAUUACAGUAAGGGCAACAAAUGAA
Micropterus dolomieu (smallmouth bass) is the source of this 3869-nucleotide messenger RNA. Its product is annotated as receptor expression-enhancing protein 3-like. Gene Ontology annotation, cellular component: endoplasmic reticulum membrane; cytoplasmic microtubule; endoplasmic reticulum tubular network. The record is from RefSeq and is a predicted model, not a curated record. NCBI's taxonomy places the organism in Eukaryota, Metazoa, Chordata, Actinopteri, Centrarchiformes, Centrarchidae. Bases 1 to 1104 code for a protein of 367 amino acids. Gene Ontology annotation, molecular function: microtubule binding. The transcript has 10 exons. Gene Ontology annotation, biological process: endoplasmic reticulum tubular network organization.